GGAUAAUGGUACCUCAAAUGUGGGAACUAAUACAUUAAAUCAUUUGUCAGAGGAUCAAAUCCGUCUCCUAGAAACAACAUCACGGGAGGCACUUGUUGAAAGGCUACGAAUAUUACAGGAUACUCAAGGGCAUAUAUACAACGCUAUCA
Messenger RNA from Racocetra persica, 149 nucleotides. The record is from the annotation of a GenBank genome assembly. NCBI's taxonomy places the organism in Eukaryota, Fungi, Glomeromycota, Glomeromycetes, Diversisporales, Gigasporaceae.